AUGUCGCGCGUAGGCGGCUUCCGGGCUUCGGCAGGGGAUCUCGGCUUCUUCGAAGAGCCACCACGCCGCGCAGCAACAGAACGAUGGGACCGCGACAAGUUCGAGCGCAUCAGCCGCCUCGCACAAGAUGAACGCGACGCCUUCCGCUUCGACGACCGCGACCGCGACCGCGACCGCGACCGCUUCGCACCACCGCCGGCCCGCCGUCGAGAGGUCGAAGUCGACGAGCGACGGGAAGUCAGAGGACCCCGCGGCCGCUUCGAGGAGCGCGACCGCUUCUUCGACGAGGACCGGUUCGCGCGCGCCCCACGCCGGCCUGACUUUCUAGACGAGCCCUUGGCAGCCGAAGUCGCCAGCCGUGCCCUCGCUCCUUACCGCCGCAAAUCCGUCGUCGAGAGGGACGACUUUGAUGCUCCCGUCGUCAGGCGGAUGAGGCCUGGGUUCGCCCGUCGGCAAUCCUCCCUCGACACCUUUGACAGGAAGCCGCUAGCUCGCUAUGGCGAGGACUGGCGACCCCCCGCCAACGUAGACAUCCCUCUGCCCAUCCGCCGUGAGCAGUCCCGCCGCCGUCGCUCGCCACCUCGUGACCGCUACCGGGAACAUGAUUUUGAAGAGAUCCGCUACCGCGAUGUCGAGCCAGACAGAGAUGAGGAGUAUCGUGAUGUUCGCAUCCACAGAGAAAAGAGCCGCACCCGUCGCAGCCGCAGCGUAAGGGCCGCUUCCAGAAGGUCGAGCUCCAGCUCAAGCUCCAGCUUCGAAGAGAUCGAGCCGGUUCGAGAGAAGGUUAAGCGCGGCAAGACGCGGAUGCCUAAGCGGUUGGUGGAUAAGCAGGCCGUUAUUCAGUGCGGGUAUCCUUUCGAGGAAGAGGAUGACUUUAUCGUUGUCCGCCGCGCUCUACAGAAAGAGCAAAUCGACGAGAUUAUCAAGAUUAGCGAGACCUACAAGAAAGAAAACAACCGGACAACCUACCGCUAUGAAGAAACAACCCAGUUCGAAGUGCCCCCUCCUCCACCACCCCCUCCAGACUUCUUCGUCCCACCCCUACCGCCUCCUCCAGAAUUCUUCGCACCGCCGCCCCCUCCGCCUCCCCCGCCCGUCCCCGUCGAACAGGUCAUCCGCACCGAAUACGUGCAGCCCGCUCCCCCACCCCCUCCCGCACCCCCAAGCAUGUACUACCCAGCCCCGCAAUCCGUGCGCUCCGCAUCCCCCGGCCCGCGCCGCGAGCGCGAAAUCUACGAAGAGCGCUUCGAAGAGUCCAACCACAUCGGCGGCCCCCUCACCAUCGUGCUGCCCGAGCGCAAUCGCCGCAGCGACCGCGACAUCAAGCGCGAGAUCGCGUCGUUGGAGGCGGAGCGGCGGGCUGUCAAGCUGGAGCGUGAGGCUGAGGAGAAGCGGCAGCAGGCGCUGAUUAUUCGCGAGAGAGAUGAUUAUGAGGUCAUUGAGAGUAGUGGGAGUGUUGGGGGGAGCAGCAGCCGGCCGAGGGAUAGGGAUGUUGUAAGAGUGGAUAGGGAUAGAAGGGGAAGAAAGAAACCGGAUCCGAAGGUCGUGGCUAUGAUGAUGGGGACGCUCACGUAG
Messenger RNA from Coniosporium apollinis CBS 100218, 1575 nucleotides. RefSeq lists its product as uncharacterized. The coding region runs from base 1 to 1575 and encodes 524 amino acids. Lineage: Eukaryota; Fungi; Ascomycota; Dothideomycetes. The record is from RefSeq and is a predicted model, not a curated record. The transcript has 4 exons.